AUGGAGAUCGCCAGGGACUACGCGGGAGCCUUCUUCAGGCGAGUGCGCCCUGCGCCCGGGGUACCCCGUUUGUCUCCAUUUCCUGUGCUCCCCGGGUCCUCCUGCGACCCAAGUCACUCUCUCUCCGUGCGUUCUUUUGAACCUCGAGCUCCUCCUCCCUCGCACACCUCAACGUCCCCGGCCUCAGCUGCUCCCUCGGCUGUGGCACUCCUACAAGUCCAUACCUCAGGGCCUGUCCCCACCCUUGCCAGCCAUCGCCUCCCACCCAGCAGCCCCGAGGUCCCUCCCCCAGAGGGUCGCAGGUGCCCGGUGGGUCGCUCCCGAGGUGCAUGGUUGUGCUUUCUUCUUAGGCCCCUGACAUUCAUGGGACUGCAGACUAAGAAGGCUCUGCUGAUGCCCCUCAUGCAUCCAGCUCGCCCUUUUAGGGUGUCAAACCAUGACCGAAGCAGCCGGCGUGGGGUGAUGGCCAGCAGCCUGCAGGAGCUUAUCAGCAAGACUCUGGAUGUCCUAGUCAUCACGGCUGGCCUGGUUACACUUGUACUGGAGGAGGAUGGUACAGUGGUGGACACAGAAGAGUUCUUUCAGACCUUGAGGGACAACACACAUUUCAUGAUCUUGGAAAAGGGACAGAAAUGGACACCAGGCAGUAAGUAUGUCCCAGUCUACAAGCAACCAAAGAAAUCAGGAAUAGCAAGAGUUACCUUCGACCUAUACAGGCUGAAUCCCAAGGACUUCCUCGGCUGCCUCAACAUCAAGGCCACCAUGUAUGAGAUGUACUCGGUGUCCUAUGAUAUCCGAUGCACAAGUGCCAAGGCCAUGUUAAGGAGUCUGCUUCGAUUCAUGUCCUAUGCUGCCCAGGUCGCAGGACAGUUCCUGGUCCACGCCGGCACAUACAUGCUCCGAGUACUGGCCGAUACUGAAGAGCAGCCAUCGCCCAAGUCUAACGCCAAGGGCUGGUUCAAGUAAACCAGUCAUAGCUCCAGAGCCCAGGUGCAUACCUUUCUUGUAGAUUUACUACCUUUGUCUUUGGGCUCUGGGAUGCCUGGGAAAGCAAGUUCCUGCAGGGGAGAGGGACCACAGAGGGGCCUUUCUGGGGUCUUCAGACAGGACUAACAGCACAGUGUCUGGGAGCAGCAUGCACAUGAAUUAGACUGUGUGGAUCCUUGCCUACUGUAAUAAAGCAAUCACAAGAGUCA
Molecule: messenger RNA, 1196 nt
Organism: Phodopus roborovskii (desert hamster)
Lineage: Eukaryota; Metazoa; Chordata; Mammalia; Rodentia; Cricetidae
Gene: Cidea
Product: cell death inducing DFFA like effector a
Exons: 5
Coding region: 1-966 (321 amino acids)
Biological process (GO): lipid storage; regulation of apoptotic process; apoptotic process
Cellular component (GO): lipid droplet
Source: RefSeq, a predicted model, not a curated record